AUGAAACAUCUUCUUGCCCAAUUCCCAUCCAUUUUGGCCAUUUAUUGCUUCUGCCUACUACAGAUUCCCUCCUCAGGAUUUCCUCGACCUUUAGCUGAUCCUCCAGAUGGCUUGGAUAUUGCGAAGCUUGAGCGGCUGGCAUAUUGGGCAACUCUUUCUAGACAACCUAAGGAUAAUCAAGACAUAUACAAAAGGUUUUUAUUUCAUUACUCCAGAACUCAGAAGCCGACGCAUCCAGUUAAAACUGGGUUUCCUCCUGUGCACUCUCUAAUGCAUCUGGCUGCCAAGCUCGCCAAGCAAAGGAUGAAAAGAUUUCGGCAGCGCGAUUCCGGGGCUGCUGAAGAGGAUUUUACCAAGAAGGAUCACACUGCCACCUUGGAAGGACCAUUUUUCCUUUUCAGGCCAAGGAAUGGAAGAAACCUUGACCUUAGCAGCUGGGACAUGAGGCCACUGUCUUUCAGAGGCAUCCCAGCCUUCCUCCUGGAGCCCCUGGACCAACUGGCAGCUACUGGGGCCCUGGCAGCCCAAGGUGCCUGA
Molecule: messenger RNA, 537 nt
Organism: Lipotes vexillifer (Yangtze River dolphin)
Lineage: Eukaryota; Metazoa; Chordata; Mammalia; Artiodactyla; Lipotidae
Gene: NMS
Product: neuromedin S
Exons: 10
Coding region: 1-537 (178 amino acids)
Source: RefSeq, a predicted model, not a curated record